Balaenoptera ricei (Rice's whale) is the source of this 1174-nucleotide messenger RNA. It is a transcript of the gene UFC1, whose product is annotated as ubiquitin-fold modifier conjugating enzyme 1. Lineage: Eukaryota; Metazoa; Chordata; Mammalia; Artiodactyla; Balaenopteridae. The record is from RefSeq and is a predicted model, not a curated record. Gene Ontology annotation, biological process: protein K69-linked ufmylation. The transcript has 7 exons. Bases 307 to 810 code for a protein of 167 amino acids. Gene Ontology annotation, cellular component: cytoplasm. Gene Ontology annotation, molecular function: UFM1 conjugating enzyme activity.
ACCCUCCUAAUGGAUCACUGCAUUGGCCCCCCGCUAUCUCAGCUGAACCACAAGGAAGUUAAGUUUAUUCGAAGCCGACACAUGUGAAUCGCGCGUUUUAGGAUGACAGCGCCGGGAACAGCGCCUAGAACUGCCUGAAAUUCUAACAACUCUUCAAGUGUCCGGAAGCGUUUUCUGAGAUUACGUCUCUGAGCAUGAGCGGAAGUCACCCUUUGAGCAAUCUGCGGUUUAAUUAUAUUCAGGACAGAGCCAUCCGUUUCCAUUCUUUUCUUCUCGUUGCACCCAUAAGCAAGUGAUCAGUCCAAGAUGGCGGAUGAGGCCACCCGGCGUGUCGUGUCUGAGAUCCCGGUGCUGAAGACCAAUGCCGGACCUCGAGAUCGGGAGUUGUGGGUGCAGAGACUCAAGGAGGAAUAUCAGUCUCUUAUCCGGUACGUGGAGAACAACAAGAAUGCAGACAAUGAUUGGUUCCGACUGGAGUCCAACAAGGAAGGGACUCGGUGGUUUGGAAAAUGCUGGUACAUCCAUGACCUCCUCAAAUAUGAGUUUGACAUCGAGUUUGACAUUCCUAUCACAUAUCCCACUACUGCUCCAGAAAUCGCAGUCCCUGAACUGGAUGGAAAAACAGCAAAGAUGUACAGGGGUGGCAAAGUAUGCCUGACUGAUCACUUUAAGCCUUUGUGGGCCAGGAAUGUGCCUAAGUUUGGACUAGCUCAUCUCAUGGCUCUGGGGCUGGGUCCAUGGCUGGCAGUGGAAAUCCCCGAUCUGAUUCAGAAGGGAGUGAUUCAGCAUAAAGAGAAAUGCAGCCAAUGAAGGAUCAAUUCACUGAGGCAGGACAGAGGGAUCUUCGAUAGGCUACGUUCCUGUUUUCCUGUGCAUCAUUCUUUUUACUCAUCUAACCACUUCCCUCCACACCCCUUCACCCAUAAUUGUUACUAAGUAUCAAUAGUUGCAGCGGACACUGCUGAAAAAAACAACGGUAUUGCUACUGAAUUUCUAAGUUGGGCUACACAGGAAGGAGAAAGACUAGGGCCUUGAAAAACCAAAAGGCAAUUUAUAUCCCUUGUCCAUGUGGAGCAGUGUGAGGUCCUGGAGGGAUAUGGGGUGACUGAAAGUGGGUACAUAGUCUUUUUGGUUUCUGGAGAUAACUCAUCAAUAAAAGCUGCUUCCUCCUGUG